Messenger RNA from Actinia tenebrosa (Australian red waratah sea anemone), 9242 nucleotides. RefSeq names its product A disintegrin and metalloproteinase with thrombospondin motifs 9. The record is from RefSeq and is a predicted model, not a curated record. NCBI's taxonomy places the organism in Eukaryota, Metazoa, Cnidaria, Anthozoa, Actiniaria, Actiniidae. Gene Ontology annotation, molecular function: zinc ion binding; metalloendopeptidase activity. Gene Ontology annotation, cellular component: extracellular matrix. Gene Ontology annotation, biological process: extracellular matrix organization; proteolysis.
AGUGAUCCCGUCAUUCUGCCGAUAGAAACCUUAUGUGUACAGAGACCAGAGGAUGAAGCUGUUGUGUACCUUACUAACAAUUCUCAUCACAAGCCAAUAUAGAGUAUUAUGCAGAAGACAUCACAAUAGAGAUCGCAAAUUUAGUUGGAAUAAUGUUGAGAGUGAAUACAGAGAAACAGUUCCUAUUCGAGUCAACGAGACCGGCCAGUCGGUCUAUUCUCUGAGCAAGCAAUUUUUAUCAUACAACAACAGAGUUCCGGACAGUGAACUAUUGUAUUAUCAUGUCACAGCCUUUGAAAGAACUUUCAAGUUCAAGUUGGUUCGAGAUCGGAGCUUUGUGUCUCCGGGGCUCGAAGUUGAACACGUUUUUAAUGACUCUGUUUCAAUUCCUUAUCGUGGAGAGUUAGGACAUUGCUUCUACCAUGGGCAGUUAGAAGAAGAUAGUCUUUCAACUGUGUUGUUCAACUUAUGCAAGGGUCUGCGUGGUUCGUUUACUACAGAAGGGAUAGAAUAUUUCAUUGAUCAUACGGAAGAGGUGGAAAGGGGGAAUUCUAGUUCGAGAGGCAAAAUCCAUGUUGUAUAUCGGAGAUUGGAGAAUGCUCGCAAAACAAACACAUCCUACGAUCUUGGAGAGACAUACUUUCCCGGGAACACGAGCGAGUACAUUAUAGACUUAAGCCGAGAUGACAUACACAUAUCUCGCAAUAGAAGACGAAAACGUUACAUUGAAGCAGCUUAUGUCGAGACGAUGAUCACAGCCGAUCGCUCCAUGGUCGAGGCCUUCCCCAACAAGGCCGAACUCCAAAGCUACCUCAUUACUAUUAUGGGAAUGGUCGCACGUAUCUACAGAGACAGAUCGAUUGGGAAUUUAAUUAAAAUUGUGCUUGUAAAAAUCUACAUGAUAGAGUCCGACCUGAGUGAUCUUCAGAUUUCUUCAAGUGCUACCAACUCACUGACAAGCUUCUGUAAAUGGCAAACGAAGAUGAAUAAACCAAGUGAUUCAGACCCAGGGCACUAUGACACAGCCAUUCUUAUAACGAAACGUGACAUUUGUAGAGCGGCUGGCAAGUGCGACACUUUAGGACUUGCGGAAUUGAGCACAAUAUGUUCAACAUCGCGUAGCUGUUCUAUUGUAGAAGAUAGCGGUCUGAACACAGCCUUCACUAUUGCUCACGAACUCGCUCACGUCUUCAGUGUGUCUCACGACGGAGAUUUGAAUGUAUGCACCAAGCUAAAAGGUACUUCCAACAUCAUGGCCCCAUCGCUUAGCUUUGAUACCAAGCCGUGGAAGUGGUCUCAUUGCAGUAGAAAAGCGUUGACUGAAUUCCUGGAAUUAGGGUUUGGGAGAUGUCUUGAGGACCGACCCGAUCCAAGACGACAGACAUUCUACGAGGACAGACUCCCAGGAGAGAAGUUCUCGGCUGAUCAACAAUGUCGGUUUAUCUUUGGUAGCCAGUCCCGUCUUUGCCCGGCAAUGGAACCGUGUAGACGUUUGUGGUGUGUCAAGAAGAUUGGAAGACAACUAGGUUGCCAAACCCAUCACAUGCCCUGGGCUGAUGGUACACCAUGCGCGAAAGACAAAUGGUGUAUCAGAGGUGUCUGCGUCAAACAGCGUCGUUUACAGUCCGUUGAUGGUCAGUGGGGUCAGUGGAGCGAUUUUGGUUUUUGCACCCGCACCUGUGGAGGAGGAAUACAGUUUUCUUUACGACAGUGCGACAGUCCUGCACCAGAGAACGGAGGACUUUACUGCCACGGAGCACGCAAAAGAUUCAAGUCUUGCAACUCAAAAGAAUGUCCAGAAAAUUCUCCUGAUUUCCGUACCAUUCAGUGUGCACAAGAAGGGCGCCGGCGAAAGGUUACUUGGUCACCAAAAUACUCUGGAGUGAGGAAAGAGCAACAGUGCAGCUUGUUCUGUCGAGUCAGUGGUAGUGCUAUCUACUUUAAACUAAAAAAGAAGGUCAUUGAUGGGACACCUUGUAACCAGUACUCCACGGACGUUUGUGUGGAUGGACAAUGUCAAGCAGCAGGAUGCGAUCGAAUUGUUGGCUCUAAAGCUCGGUUUGCUAUAAUUUUGUUUACGAUAUACCUGCUAAUUCAACCAACGUAAAGAUUACACAGCGAGGACGCAAAGCUGAAGACGACAACUUCCUCGCUCUUAAAAACGAAAAGACGAACACAUAUCUUUUAAAUGGUGGAUAUGUUGUGAGUCUUGGUGUCAGGGAGUUUGUUUACAACGGUGCUAGAGUGUGGUAUUCUGGCUCUGAGAAAAAAAUAGAAGAGAUACGAAUAAGUGGAAAAACAGCUGAAAAUAUCAAAGUCGAGGUUCUUUCCGUUGGAAGCCUAGAACGCCCUGACAUCCAGUAUUCUCUUUACGUUCCCCAAAACUUUGCGUGGAAUGCAAAUGGUCCAUGGACACAAUGUAGUCGCCUCUGUAAAGGUAGAAGGAGACGACAAAUCUUGUGCAUACGCAACUCAGAUAAACGAGUGGUCAGAAAAGGAAAGUGUAGGCCCUUUCCUCGUCCACCUGCCAUCAAAGAAAACUGUAAUACCAACUGCGUUUUAAGGUGGAACAUAAAGAUGGAUAAAAAAUGUUCAGUGCGUUGCGGAUCUGGUACAAGGCGUCAGAAAGUGCGUUGCAUGCGAGUCAGUGGUCCUCAUACGGAUAUCAUUCCUGAUGAAUACUGUAAACAUCUUAGCCGUCCACCUGAUUCAGUACCAUGCAAAGGAGUGUGCGAAGACUCUAAUUGGGUCUAUAGCGACUGGUCCGAGUGUUCUAAAACCUGCGGUGCUGGAGUCCAAAGACGAACAACAAACUGUGUUGGUGUUAGUGAUGGCAACUUACCAGACAAUAACUGCAGAGAAUCAGAAAAGAAGCCACUUCAACAGCCUUGUAAUGAUCAAAAGUGUCCAGCUUGGAUUGCUGGCCGCUGGAGUGCAUGUUCGGUGACUUGCGGUAAAGGUGUAGAAACUCGACAGGUCAGCUGCACAAAUGGCAAAAAAGCUUUCCCAGAAUUAGCAUGUCUAUCAGUUGUCAAACCAUCCAUGAAAAGACCUUGUUCACGUGAUGCCUGUCCUAACUGGACUACCACAGGAUGGUCAGAAUGCUCUGUUACUUGUGGUAAUGGUGUUCAGAUUAGACAAGUCAAGUGUAGAAAUAUGGAGAAAGGGUUUUCAGAAUCUGCGUGCAAAUCGCAAGGUAAACCCUCCGUCAGGAAGUCGUGUUCACCCGGAAAAUGUCCCUACUGGACUACUACAAGGUGGUCAGAGUGUUCAGUUACUUGUGGUUCUGGUAGGAAGACUCGCCAGGUGUCGUGCCAUUAUCCAAUGGAUAACUCAGUGGUUAAGAUAAACCUCUGCAAUCCAGCAACUAAACCAAAUGACCAGGAAAAUUGUUUGGAAGGUGAAUGCCCUCUCGUGUUAAAAACACCUCGUCAUCAAGGUUCCUGGAGUGAGGGAGAUUGGACACAGUGUUCUGCCACUUGUGACAAAGGUAUCAAAAGAAGGCAAGUCCUUUGUCGUGAUUCCAAAGGCCUUGCUUUAUCUGAUACCAACUGUAAUGAAGAAGAAAAGCCGAAAGAGGAAACGCCUUGUAUAGUGAAAUCCUGCACCUCUUGGAAACAUGGGGAGUGGGGCCUGUGUUCACAACCCUGUGGUCAAGGAAUUCAGCUGCGUAUCGUCAAAUGCGCUUUUGAUAACUGGGAGAUUGCAGAUGAUAAAAGAUGUGACCCUUCAAAAAAGCCUCCUGAUAAUCGCAAUUGUAAAAUCCGAUCAUGCCACCCAAAACCUGUCAUUUAUUUUACGUCAAGCGAUGCCCUGGGCAAUUAUCCCACCACUCCUUUUAGCCCACGAUGGGAAACCAAAGAUUGGAGUCAAUGUUCUGUGACAUGCGGUAAGGGGGUUAGGAGCCGGGCUGUUACCUGCAAGUUAAGGAACAAUCAAAGAAGCAGCCUCUGCUCUCCACUUACCAAACCUCAGACUACGAUUGUUUGUAACUUAGGGCCCUGCCCCGAAUGGAUCGCACAGUCAUGGAGUCAGUGCUCCGUCAGUUGCGGUUCUGGAAAAAGGCAUCGUAUAGUAAGAUGUAAUGGAGAAAAUACCCAUUGUGAUAACAAAACCAAACCACCUGAGACAGAAAUCUGUAACGACCAAAAGUGUCCGCAGUGGAAUGUGGGGUCUUGGAGCAAGUGCUCCAUUACAUGUGGAAAAGGAUUCCAGACGAGACCCGUCGACUGCAGCACUGGAAAUGGUAAUUGCGACCGUUCCAACAAACCAUCCCAGAUCAGGUCAUGUGAAUAUGUGCAAUGCCCUAAAUGGAGACUUGGAAUCUGGAGUGAGUGUACCGUCACCUGCGGCAAAGGAGUACAGAAACGCAACGUCACAUGUGGUUCCAAGAGUUUGCCUUGUGAUACAGACCACAAGCCUCUCGAACGACGCGUCUGCAACACGAGAAAAUGUCCUGUCUGGAAAGCUAGUACAUGGAGUGAGUGCUCUCAAACAUGCGGCGGCGGUAUGAGACUGCGCCCAGUUACGUGUCAUCCAAUCAGAGGUUUGUGCAACCCCCAAACAAAACCAAUAGACACAGAAGAGUGUAAUAUGGAGGAAUGCCCAAAAUGGAUCCCCGGACCGUGGACUGAGUGUUCUGCAAGUUGUGGUGGUGGUGUUACCGGGCGUAUAGUGCGAUGUAAUAACAAGCGAAUACCAAUCCUCUGUGAUGCUAGAAAAAAGCCUUUAACGACAAAAAGCUGCAACGUUCACGAGUGUCCUAAAUGGGCUUUUAGCAAGUGGAGUAAGUGUUCAGUCACGUGUGGUAUUGGGGUUCAAACUCGACCUGUGWCUUGCAACUCGAAGAACGGUUCAUGUGAUCCAAGAAUUAAGCCUCCAAGGACAAGAGUGUGCAAUGCUGGACGAUGCCCUACAUGGAUUACCAGACCCUGGAGUGAUUGCUCCAAAACUUGUGGCGAUGGAUUGCAGACGAGGAACGUCGAAUGUGAUGGCGUUCUUGGUAGCUGCGACAUCAAUCAAAGACCAUUGUUCACUCAAAUAUGCAACCUUGGGACGUGUCCAGAAUGGAAAGUUGGAAACUGGAGUGACUGUUCCGUUAGCUGCGGUGAAGGCGUUAAAUCAAGAGAUGUAAUGUGUAGUACAAGAGAUGAUAAUUGCAGUAUUCUACCAAAGCCUGAAGCAAAAGCAAAAUGCAUCUUGUCAAAGUGUCCAUCAUGGACCGUUGGUCUUUGGAGUAAGUGUUCAACAACCUGUGACGAAGGCCUGCAAAAACGAGAUGUCUCAUGUAAGCCAGCAUCCGCUCGAUGUGAUCGCCGAAUCAAGCCUGAGGACACUAGGAUCUGUAACCUUGGAUUGUGCCCGAAAUGGGAUCCUGGGACAUGGAGUGAAUGCUCUGUAAGCUGCGGAGAGGGAGUCAGAAGACGAGCCAUUAAAUGCAAUUCAAAAAUAUUUCCAUGUAACAACAAUUCACGGCCAAUCCAUGUAAAAAGAUGUAACCCUGGUUUAUGCCCCAAAUGGACUGUUGGUCACUGGAGUAUAUGUUCUGUUACGUGUAGCGAUGGUAUCCAAACAAGAGCUGUUCAGUGCAGUACUGGUGAUGAUCGCUGUGUUACCAAAAAGCCCCCAACUAAACGAUCUUGUAAUUUAGGGGAUUGUCCGAAAUGGAUUGUUGGACCAUGGGAGUAUUGCUCGGUGACUUGUGGUUUAGGUGUAAAGAAGCGCAUAGUGUACUGCAAUACACGAGAUGGUCGGUGUGAUGAAAGAGUCAAACCAGUAAGCUCCCAAAGUUGUAUAAUGACAGACUGCCCUUCUUGGAGUGCAGGAGCAUGGAGUAAGUGUUCUGUGACUUGCGGUCCUGGAAUUAGAAUGAGAAGGGUUCAAUGUCUCUCCAUACAAAAAAAUGUCUGCAAUGCUGAAACUAAACCAGCUGAAACCGAGAGAUGCCAUAAAGGACCUUGUCCGUCGUGGCUUUUUACUGACUGGAGCAAGUGCUCUGUCACAUGCGGAGUGGGAUUCCAAACACGCUCCGUGACUUGUAGUGAUCACAAAAGAAAGUGCAACCCUACCCGGAAGCCUUCGGAAAUACUACGGUGUAACAGAGGAGAAUGUCCAACGUGGACUAUAGGUCCCUGGGAAGAGUGUUCAACUACAUGCGGUGAUGGUAAACAACGACGGGAAGUAAUUUGUUCAGGGGGAAAGCUAGCAUCUUGUGACGAAGUUUCAAGGCCGAUUGAUACUCAAAAGUGCAACCAAAUGGAAUGUCCUGUAUGGACUGUGGGGUUGUGGAGCGAGUGUUCCAAGACAUGCGGUGAUGGCAUAAAACGAAGGGACGUUAUCUGUCGCUCAAGCGAACAGCUCGCAACUUGCGACAAAGGUUCGAAGCCGAUUGAUACCAAAAAAUGCAAUCGCAUGGAAUGUCCUGUGUGGACUGUUGGAGUAUGGGGCGAGUGUUCUGCUACUUGUGGUGCGGCUGUACAAAGACGAGAAGUUGUUUGCACGUCAGCCUCUGGAAAAUUAGAUUGCGACAAAAGAUCAAAACCUAUUGACGUUCGUGCCUGUGAAUUAGACGUAUGCCCUACAUGGAUUACAGGGGUUUGGAGUAAGUGUUCUGCUACCUGUGGUGAAGGAAGAAGUACACGUGAAGUCAAGUGCAAUACUAUACCAAGCAAAUGUAAACAUGACGACAAACCAAGACACGUUAAAAUAUGUAAUCUUGGUGACUGCCCACGUUGGAUGGUUGGCCCCUGGAGUCAGUGUUCAGUGACGUGCGGUAAAGGAAGGAUGGAGCGUUCAGUGAACUGCACCAUACCAAACAAAUGUAACGAAAAACAACAACCAGCAAUAGAUGUCAUUUGUAAUAUGGGUUCCUGUGCCAGAUGGAAUAUUGGGGAAUGGAGUCAGUGUUCUGUUUCGUGUGGUCAAGGAAAGAAAACCCGUACUGUGCGUUGUUUGGAUGGUGAUAGGCCCAGCUAUGUCUGUGACAACAAAACAAGACCAGCAUCUUUUAGUUCUUGUGACAGCAACCAGGAUUGCCCUUCAUGGAGCAUUGGAAAUUGGACUGAGUGUUCCAGGAGCUGUGGUAUAGGUGUUACUGGCAGACAAGUAAGGUGCUUACAGGGAGAGAAAGCCCUGGACUAUUCAGCAUGUGAUGUCAAUACAAGACCUGUAAUAAGAAGAGCAUGUCAAAUACAAGAGUGUAUAAAAGGUGCAUUUUGGAGCACAGGAAAGUGGGGAAAGUGUUCCGCCCAGUGUUCAGAGGGCGUCAGGACCAGGACGAUCAUGUGCGUCGCGCGGAACGGAACUCAAAUCGAGGACAAAUACUGUGACCGACGAAAGCUUCCAAGGACAAGUAAAAGCUGCAACAAAUAUAAACAAUGCGGAGAGUGGGAAGUAGGACCAUGGAGCAAGUGCUCGACGUCCUGUGGUGAUGGCUUGAAAACAAGAGCAAUUCGAUGCUUGCAUAACUUGGAAUACGCACACGAGGAAAACUGUGACCUUUCUAAAAAGCCAAUAGAUCAGUUGUUCUGUCAAAACAAUAUAUGUCCUCUAUCAUCAGACGGCGUCUAUAGAUGGCAGACAACGUCUUGGAAUAAGUGUUCUCGUACUUGUGGAUAUGGACGAAAAGCAAGGCGCGUUAUGUGCAUUGAUAACCAUGGCAACGAAGUGAUUGACGAGUAUUGUAAUGGAAAUGCUAAGCCAGUUCAAUUCCUCCCGUGCUUUGAAGUGAGGUGUCCACCCAAGUGGAAGUUUGGAGACUGGUCAGAGUGUUCCAGAACAUGUGGCCAUGGAGGAUAUCAGGUUCGCCCUGUCACCUGUGAGGGGGUACCAGGGGCUGGAGGAUGUAACGUUAGAAACAAACCUCCAGUAUGGCGUCCGUGCAACUUUGGUCCAUGCUCGGGGGAAUUCAAAUGGAAAAUUGGCAUCUGGUCUCAGUGUUCAGUGAGCUGUGGCAUAGGAGUAAUGAAGAGAGACGUCACCUGCUUUGACAAGCAAGAAAAUCGAAGACCAGAUUCAUUCUGUACUCUACCUGCUCUGAAGCCUGAUGAAACUAGACCAUGUCAUAUGAGACCUUGUACUCCUAGAACAUGCAGAGAAAUUCAGCUUACAAGUGGCUUACAGGCAGAUGGUGAACACGUGCUUGAAAUACAGGGUAGACUACUUAAGAUCUACUGUCAUGGUAUGACCACCGAUAGUCCCAAGGAAUACAUCACCCUGAAGUCAGGCUCAAAUGAUAAUUUUGCUGAGAUAUACCCAAAGAGAUUACUAAAUCCAUACCGUUGUCCAAGAAAUAGAAGCACAGAAGGCUGUCCGUGUGAACCACAAAACUACGAAGAAUAUGGUGGCUCCUACUUUUCAAAAAUCAGAUUCGAUAUCUCUAAAAUGCUUAUUAUUGCUGAUGAUAUGGAGUUUGCUGUAACUAGGGGUCUAAAACCCCCUCUCUACGGUACAGCAGGGGAUUGUUAUAGUUUAGUAAACUGCCCACAGGGUCGGUUUAGCAUAAAUCUACAAGGAACUGGACUAGAAUUAUCGUCUGAAGUGAAAUGGAGAUCAUCUGGACGCUCUCCUUCUCAAGUUAUUUACAGAUAUCCUGAAGGCAAACAGGUUAUUGGUAAAUGUGGUGGUUUAUGCGGGAAAUGUUCUCCAGAUCAAAGAGUUGGUCUUAAGCUUAUAGUUAGUAAAGGAGACUAAAUAAUUUAGGUGGGAUAGUCAAUUUUCAAAUUAGAAAUGUAAAUAUUUAAAGUAUGAAGCCUUCAACAAGAGACCGCGCAAUUGUGGAGCCACUAAGCAUUAAGAAAUGGGAAGGGUUCUAACUUGCCUUGAUGAAUAUAUUGAGUUUAUUCAUUCUACGAACAAAAAUCAGUGUGACACUGCUCUGCUAGCAACGUGUAUGGUACCUCUGCUAUGACAAGCGCAAAGAAUGCACGUGAAAUUAUAAAGGUUCAUAUGUAUGAAGGAAUGAAAAGACAUGCGGUGCUGUGCUGUGUCAUAUUCAAGCCUUGAGAUUAAAGGAGAUCUAUAUAUACGGUCUUGCCUUUUUAUUGGUUCACUACUGACAAACCUCUUUGAAGUCGAAGAUCAAGAUCUCUUGGUAAAGAACGAAAAGAAAUGACCUGUUUAAUUAUAUACAAAACAUUGAUGCUAGAGUCGACAGGAAUUUGACGUUUGUAUAUUUAUGUAAAGCGAUAAUAUUAUGGAACUCACUUGGACUCACGAAAAAAGAUAAAAUCAUUGUACAGAAA